This is a messenger RNA of Plasmodium relictum, 12738 nucleotides long. Its product is annotated as conserved Plasmodium protein, unknown function. The record is from RefSeq and is a predicted model, not a curated record. Lineage: Eukaryota; Apicomplexa; Aconoidasida; Haemosporida; Plasmodiidae. The coding region runs from base 1 to 12738 and encodes 4245 amino acids. The transcript has 10 exons.
AUGAAUGAAGAAAUAGAAAAUAAAUUUGAUCUUUUAGAUGUAGAACCCAAAUUUCUUGAAUUUUUUUAUGACUGUAUAGAAGAUGUUGAUACUUUUCUUGAAAAUAAAAAAAAUAAUGUAAUACAAAAAAAAAGCUUGAAAAUAAAAAAUAUUUGUUCAAAAACUCAAAAUAUAAAAAUUUUUGAAUCAGAAUCAAGAUUCUUAAAAAUAAAAGGAUUAAAAAAAAAAAAAUUGGCUCCAGGUACUACUGAAAAAAUAUUAGUAGAGUUUUCUUUUUACAAUUUUGAAUUAAAAAAAUACAAAAAUGAUAAAAAAAAAGAUAUAUUGAAUAUAAUAAAUAAUGCAGAAUGCUCAGUUUUUUUAAAAAUACAGAGUGAAUAUUCUACUUUAAAUAUACCUAUUUAUAUUAAAAAGAAAGUUGCACUUUUUGUUUAUGAUAAUAUUAUAAAUUUGGGUAUAUGCAAAAAUAAUUUUACAUAUAAUUUUACUUUGAAAAUAAAAAAUGUUGGUAGAAAAAAGGGUACUUUUACCAUAUCAACAGAUCAUUCUUUAAGUGAUAAAAAUAAAAUAAAAAAUAAAAGUAUAAAAGUUCAAUUUAAUGAUGACUUAAAAGAAAAUAGAAAAGAAGAGGAUGAUAAAGAAGGAAAAGAAAAAAAUAACAAUUUAUUAAUUGAAUUUGAUAAAACAUCUGUUGAUAUAAAUGCAAAUGAAAGUCAAACAAUAAAUGUUAAAAUACAAAAUAAAAAUGAAGAAAAAAUUCAUUGUGAAUACAAAGUCUUAGUAGAAGAACGCAGUUACUUUGAAAAAAGGCCUAAAAAUCUCGUUAUAAUGGCUAUUUUCGUAAAUAGUCAAACAUCAUUUCUUUUCGAAAAUAUAAAAACAAAUCAAAUAAAUCUAAAUUAUAUAUAUUAUGGGAAUAAAAAAAGUUUUACGGGAAAAAUAAAAAACGAAAAUAAUUAUUCUAUAUUUUGUAAAUAUCAGCUAAAUAAAGCUAACAUUUUUUAUUCCAUACAAAAUAUUCAAAAAUAUGCUCUUGAUAAUAAUUUAGAUAUUAAUCAAUUAAAAAAUGAUGUUUUCAGUCAUUUAGAUAAUGAAUUAAAUGAAGAAGAAAUAAAAGAAAAAGAAAAAUUAUUUGCUAUUGCAAAAAAAAAUUUCAAAAUAAAUGAAAAUAUAAAUAUUAAGUUAAAUGAAGAAAAUGGAUACUUUGUUAAAAAAUUAAGUUAUUGUGAAAUUCUAUUUGAAAUUGAAUCAAAAUAUAAUAUUCAAUUUUUAGAAAAAAUAAAUAGGAAUACAUCUUAUUUAUUAAACUUUCCUGUAAUUAUAGAGAUCACCUUGUACAUUAAUAGAGUAGAUGACAAAGAAGAAAAAAAAGAAAAAUACAGGAAUAAUAAAGAAAUAAUAAAAGAAGAAAGUAAAGGAGAUUGUAACGAAGAAAUAAAAUUAUUUAUAAUUUUUUGUUUAACAUUUCCAUCUUUAUUGUCCAAUCAUUAUUUCAUAAAUUAUGAAAAGGUUUCAGUUAAUGAAGGAAAAACUCUAAUAAUAGAAUUAACUAAUAAAAAUAAGUUUUUAAAAAUUAAUUAUUGCUUUUCAAAAAUACCUUAUAUAACUUUAAAUAAAAGGGAAGGGGUCAUAAAUCCUUUAAGUAAAGAUAUUAUUUCACUUAAAUUAAAAUGCGAAACAGUUAAAAAUAUUAUUGAAUAUAUUUAUGUAUUUUUUUGCAAUAAUUUAUAUUUUUUUGUUAUAUUAAUAAAUGCUGAAGUUAAAAUGGGAUGCUUAUUAAGUGAAGAAUCAAAUCUUUUAAAAAAAAAGAAAAGCAAAAGUUUUAACGGAAAAUGUAUUGAUAUUCAAAUAUCUCAUAAAAAUAAAAAUGAUGAAAUCUAUGAAGAUAUCAUAAAUAAUUUAGCAUUAGAAAAAGUUGACAGAAAUUUAUAUAUGGUUGAUGGAAAGUUAGACAAAUACAAAUAUAACGAAAAUUUUAUGAAUUAUUUAAAAAAUAAUAAAAAAAAAUACAAUGACAUAUUAAAAUAUAUGUAUGAGAAACGAAAAAAAAAGGAAAGAAUAAAAAAUAAUAAUUCUAAAGAAGAAGGUGAAAAUAAAGAAGAAAAUAUAUUAAAAAAUAAAAUUAAUAAAAUUAUAAAAGAUAUAAAUAUAUAUGUUAAUGAUACUAAUAUAACUAAAAUAAGCAAUACAUGUAUUCAGCAGAAAAUAUAUGAAGAGAAAAGAAAAAAGUAUAUUGAAUUAAAAAAUCAAACAAUGAAAAUAAGAAGAAAUGAUAAUGCAGAUGAAACUAAUUUGUUAAAUGAAGAUAUAUUAGAAAAAAAUCAAUUAGAAAAUAUUAUAUUUCCUAAAAUUAUUCAAUUUAAUCAUGUUUUGUUAAAUAAUGAUUAUACAAAAUAUUUUUAUGCAUACAAUAAUAAUAAUGAUUGUAACAUAAAAAUAAAGUUCACUCAUAGUGAUAAUAUAAAUAUUGAUGAUGAUCUAGUAGUUAUGAAAAAAAAUUCAAAAAAAAAAAUAAAUAUAAAAUUUGAUUUAAAAUCUUUAUUAAAAUUAAAAAAAUAUGAUCAGCUGCCAAAUGAUUCUUUUUAUAAUAAUCCAAAUAAUAUUUUUAAUGAGAAUUCAAGCGAAAUUUUUAAUCAGAAUUCUACUUGUGCUUUAAAGGAAGAAUCAAAUGAUAUAUUUAGGGAGAAAUCAAAUAACUCUUUUAAUCUACAACAAAAUGAUCUUUUUGUUCAACAAAUAUAUAAAGAGAAUAUAUUCUUAAAAAUUAAUAAUAAUUAUGUUGAAAAAAUAAUGAUAAGUGCAAAUUUAGUACUAUUAAAUGCUUUUAUAAAAAUAAAUAUUUUAUACUUUUAUUUUGAAAAUAUUGAUGUUGAAAUGUUUUGUGAGAAUAAAUUAAUUGUAUAUAAUCCUUUUAAUAUAUAUAUUAAUAUGUCUACCAAAUACAAUCAGCAAUUUUUUCAAAUAGAUAAUUCCAUUCUUAUACCUCCUAAUGAAUAUAAAAUAAUACCUGUUAAAUUUUUUGCAUGCAAAAAUACAAAUAGCUUAGAAGAAUAUAUUCAUAUAUACUUAGAUGAUAUUAGAUUAUAUAAAAGUAUAAAAUGUAAAUGUUUUAUAAAUAAAUGUGAUUAUAAAGUUAAUUUAUCUCAGAUAAAUUUUGAAAAUGUUCUUUUAAAUAAAAGUUACACAAAAGAUUUUUUUUUAAUUAAUACAAGUGAUUCAACACUUGUAUUUAAAUGUGUAUAUAAACCAAAUUGUAUAAAUGUAUUUUCAAAAUAUAAUUAUGUAAAUAAAAAUGAAAAAAUUAGAAUCACAGUAUCAAUAAAAUUAAAAGAAAAUAAAAAAAUUAAAGAUAAAAUUAUUUUCUUAAUUAGAGGUUCCGAAAAAUUAAUUAUUCCUAUAAAUUCAAAAUGCACCUUGUCAAAUAUUAUAUUUUGUAAUAACUUACACAUUGAACAAGAAAAGUGCGAAUUAAAAAAUUAUGAAAUAAAUAUAUUAAAUAAAGGUUUGUGCGAAGAAACAAUUUUUUUAAAUUUAAAUGAAUUACAUUUUUUAAAUUUAAAAAUAAAUAAUAAAAAAAGAAAAAUUUUUUUAACAUUCAAUAAUAAGGAAUAUAAGAAUGCACAUGAAAAAAAAGAAGAAACCAUCUUAAGUAAAAUUCAUAAUUUAGAAUGCGAAGAUUUAUUAAUAGAUGAAUGCGUAAAAUAUUUUUAUAAUAAUUUUAUAAACCUAUAUAAUUUUAUAUGUAAUAAAUAUAAAGUUGGUAUUCAAUUUUCAGAAAAUGAAAACGUAUUUUUAAAUUUUUAUAAAAUAAAUAUUCCAUCAAAAUGCUUUGUCUCAUUACACGCUCAAUGCUACUAUAAUAAAGCAUUAGAUAGAGAAUUAAAUUUUAAUACUUUGUUACACAAUAAAGUAUUAUAUGAAAAUUCUAGUGAAAAAAUAAAAGUAAAAAUAAAAAAUAGUUAUUUAGAUAUAUCUCCAUCUUAUCUAUAUUUCGAAGAUUUAUUACCAUCAGAUUCUGAUGAAUCUUUUAUAACUUAUUUUACAAAAGAAAAAACAAAAAUACUAAAAAUAAAAAAUGUUUCUGACAAAAAUAUUGAAUGGAAAUUAUAUAUAUAUAAUGAAAAACAAAAAGAAAAUAAUUUCUUAGAAAAUAAUAUUUAUAAAGAAGAUUUCAACGACAAAACAUUAUUGAUUAUAAAAGAUGAAGAAAAAGUAGAAAAAGAAACAAAACUACAGAUGUAUGAAAUAGAUAUAAGUAAACAAUGGGGAAUAUUAGAAUCAAAUAGAGAAGAAGAAAUAAAAAUAAAGUUAAAAAAUAUUAUAAAAAAAGGAAGAUAUGUAGAAAUGUUGAACAUUUCUAUUAUAGUUAAUGAAAAAAAUGAAAUAAAUAUUAAUAAUGAAACAAAUGAAAAAAAAAUAAAUUAUUAUAUUUAUAUUCUUCUAAAUUGUAUGUGCCCUAAAUUAUAUUUUGAUGUAACUUAUAUAAAUAUAAUUCAUAACAAAUUAAACGAUUACUUCAUUUUUCCUUUUCAUAUAUAUAAUAAUGGUUAUAAUUAUGUUAGAAUAGAUUACCAUUUUGAUAAUUUAUUUAGUGAAAAUUUUUACUUAACAUUAGAUUUUAUAGAAGGAAAAGAAAUUAAUGAAAAAAUAAAAAAAGUAAGUGUUCAUUUAAAAUGCAAAUCAAAUAAAAAUUUGAAAUUCAAAUCAUAUAUUACAAUAAGUGUGUUAGAUCAUUAUAAGUAUACCAUACCAUUGUUCAUAAAUAUUGAUGAAAACUUUGAUUACUUUCUUGAUAAAGUAGAAGAUAAAAAUGAAUUAUAUUUAAAUGAAAUUCAUUUUUUUUCUGAUUCAGAUAAAUCGAAUCAUAAAAAAUUACAGAAAAAUGAAUCAUCACUAAAUAAUUUAUCUGAUUAUGAAAAUGAUAAUAACGAUGAAAUAAAUAUAAAAAAAAAGAUUGUUACUUCUUCUAUUAUUAAUAAUAAUAAUAUUUACAAUGAUAAAGAUGAUUAUAUUUAUUAUGAAAGUGAUUUGCUAUCAAAUAAUAUCAUAAAAAAAAAUAAUUCAUUACUAUCUUUUUACUGUAAUAAUAUAAACAAAAUUUAUGAGAAUUCUAAAUUCUGUUUAUAUAAAGAAUUGAAAAUUAAUAAUAUAAUAAAUGUUUAUUAUAAUGAAGAAAAAAAUUUAAUUGAUUUAAAUGAAAUAAUUAACGACUAUGUUUUCCUAUUUCUUCAAAAAAUAUUAUUAAAUAAAAAUUACUUUCCAAAUAUUAUAGAAAAUACAAAUGAUUUAUUUAUAUUUUUUAUUAAUUUAUUGUCUGAUAUUUUUUUAUUAAAUCAAAAUAGAAAUAUACAAAAUUUACUAAAUGAAUUAAAAUGUUAUCAAAAUAUUUCAAUGAAAGAUUUAGAAAAAAUUCAUUAUAUUCAUGAAACUUUUUUAAAAAAUAUCAAAAAUCUUAUGAAAAAUUUAAAAGAGGAAGGGUUAUUAAUAGAUCAUAUUAUAUAUGAAAAUUUAUUACCAGUUGAUUUAUAUCUUUUCCAUAUUUUAUUUAAGUUACCUGAUUAUUUUUAUAUAAAGAAAAAUAAAAAAGAGAAAAAGGAAAAAAACGAACCUAUAAAUAUUGAUGAAAUAGAAUAUUUUCUAAAAAAUGGAAAUGAAAAAGGUAAGAAGAGAAUAUUUUAUUUUGAUAAAAUUUUCAGAACACAUUUAAAAUUAUAUACUUAUUCUUGGAUAACUAUAUUUUUAGAAAUAUUAGAUAAAAAAAUAUUUAAUUCUAUCGACAUAUCUUCUUUAAAUAAAUUAAGGGGAAUUAAGUUAUGUAAUAUAGAAAACAAAGUAAAUGAGAAUAUAAAGAUUCAUAAAAUAAAUUAUUUAAUUGUUUUAAAUAACCAGAACAAAGAAAUAAACAAACAUACUAAUUUACUAAAAGAAAAAACAAAAUCAAAUGAAAGAGAAAAUAGCAAGUUGAUAAAAGUCUAUUCAAAAAAUAUCAACAAUGAAAAAAAAGUGGAUAAUAAAAGUAUUAAGACUAAUAAGUAUGAACAAAUUUCAUCAAAAAAGAAUGUUAAUGAUAAGUUUAAGUAUAAGAAACAAAUUAAUAAUGAUAAAAAUUGUUGUAUUCUAAAUUAUUUUGAUUUUUAUGAAAAUAAUUUCAUUGAUAUAAAAAAUGUUUUAAAUAAGAUGAAUGAUAGGAACUAUUAUAAGGUAUAUAAUGAAAAAAAAAAUAAAAAUGAAAAAUUAUUAAAGGAUGAGAAAAUUAAAAAUUUUAAAAAUAAUAAAGUAAUAGAGGGAGAAAACUCAAAUUUUCCCAAAAAUGAAACAGAAAAAAAAGAGAUAAAUGGAUCAUUAUUUCAAAAAGAAAUAACAAAAGAACAAAACAAUUUUACGUAUUCUAAGAAUUUUGAACAUAUAUUAUUUGAAUGGUUAUAUUUUCAUUAUAAUAAUAUAAAAUAUAUAAAGGUAUGUGAUACCAAAUAUAUAUAUAAAGAAGAUGAAGUAAAUGAAAAUAAUAAUAAUAAUAAUUUAAAUUUCAAUAUGAUAAAUACAAAAAUUGAAGAAGAUAUAGCUAUACAAAGUGAAAAUGAUAAGAACGACGUGCAUCAUAGAUUAAAUAAAUAUAAUUUUUAUAUAAAAAAAAAAAAAAAAAGAAAAUAUAGAAAAAAAAAAAGAAAAAUAAUAAACAUUUAUGAUUUGAGAGAUUUAGUAAUAAUUAUUUAUACAAUAAUUUCUCAUAUUCCUUAUUAUUUAUUUUUUAAAAAUAAAAUAAAAAAAAAUUGUAAAUCUAAGAAAGAUUAUAUUUAUAAUAUAGACAUAUUAUUAUUAAUCCUUAAUGAAAUUAAAUUAAAUAAUUUAAUAAAUAAGAAGGUAUUGAUUGAAUUUAAUUAUAUACAUAUUUUUUUAUUCUUGUCAUCUAUGUAUUUUAUAUUACCUAAUUAUAUACCUAAAUAUUAUCUGAUUAUAGAUGAUAUUUCUUUGUAUAAAAAUGAUAUAAAUCUUAUAAAUGAAGAAAUUUUAAGAAAUAAAAUAAAAAAAAAAAGUAUUCAUAAUGAUACUGUAAAUGAGAAAAAGGUGCUUAAUAACCAAGUAAAAGAAGAUGAAAGAAUGAUAAGAAUAUACAAUUUAAAUAAUUAUAAAUGUAAAUAUAAUAUAUUCAUAAUUGGAUGUAGUAAAUAUGAAAUUGAUAAAAAUUAUAUUAUUGUUGAUUCACUUAAAUCAGAAGAAGUUAAACUAAGAAUAAAUAAAAAUUAUGAUGAAAAUAUAUUUAAAUGUAAUUAUAACACUAAAAUAAAAAUUUCAAAAUCUAAAGAUAGAAAAGAAAGUGAAAAUCAUUAUAAUAAUACUAAUUUUGAUGAUAAUAAUUCUUUUACAACAUAUUCUUCUGAUAAUUAUGAAAGUUCUUAUGAUGAAUAUAAAGAUGAAAAUGAAGAAGAGGAAGAGGAAGGAGAAAAAGAGGAAGAAGAAGAAGAAAUUGACAGAAAUAAUGAUAAAAAUUAUUUCAACAAAAGUGAAAAUUACACUAUAUUAAUGCUACGCGAAGUAAACAAUUACUUACCUGAUGAAAAAAAUGAUGACAAAUAUAUUUGUAUCAAAUUGAUUGAAAAGAAUUUUAAAGAAAAGGAAGAAUCAUUAUUUAUGAAUAAAAAUGAUUUAAAAGAAAAAAAUGAUUAUUAUAAUAAUUUAAAUGAUACAAAUGGUUCAAAAACUAGAAAUGAAAUUAAUAAAAUUUGUUCUAAUUCUUCUCAAUUAAAUAUAAUGUUAAAUAAUAGUAAAAUAAAAUAUUUUAAUUUCAGAGGUAAAGUUUAUGAAAAUAAAAAUUUAGAAAUAAAUUUGUUGAAUAAUACUGAUAGAAAAGUAGAAAUUAAUUCAAAUAUAUAUCACUUAUAUUUAAAAGAUUUAAAAAAAGAAGAAAAAAAAAAAGAAACAUUUGAAAUAGAUAUAAAUAAUAUAAGCGAAAAAAAUCAUGGACUAUAUAAUCAUUGUGAUGUAUGUUCUAGGAUUAAUACAAACAUUAUAAAUAAUUUGAAUCAAAAUGAAAAUUAUUUUAGUUGCUUUUAUAUAGAUAAUUCCACUUAUUUCAUUAAAGAGAAUGAAGAAAAGAAAUUAUAUUUAUAUUUUUCUCCUUUUAUAAGUGGCAAUUAUUUUUGCUUUUUAUUAUUUUACGUUAGAGAUAGAAAGACAAAAUAUCUUAUUUCUACUUGCAAAUUGAAUUUUUUAUUUUAUAUAAAUAAUAUAAAAGAAGAAGAAGUAAUUAAAAUGAAUCCUGAACUUUUUAAUUUUUCUUAUAAUUUAAAAGUAUGCCCUAUUAAUAAAGAAUUUCUUAAAUGUAUAAAAUUCAUAUUAUGUAAUAUAAAAAAAAAUAAUAAUGAAUUGUUUUAUACAUAUUUAAAUAGUUAUUUAGAAGAUUUAAACAAAAACAAAAACGAUUUUUAUAUUAUUUGUGAUAGUGAUAAAGUGACAAUAAAGGAAAAUUCUAUUUCAUUUGAUAAUUUUGACUACAGUAAAUACAUGAAAGAAAUACAUAAGUUAAAUAUAGAUAAUUUAUAUAAUAAAAUAAAAAAUGACAUUAAUUGUUAUUGUUCUUUAAGCAUAAAAGAAGAAAUUAAUGGAGUAUUUGAAUAUAAUUGUAUUCUUUUAAAAAAAAAAAAAAAUAUUUCUAAUUUAUUAAAUUAUAAAGAAAUUAAAGAUUCUUAUUUAAAAGAAAAAGAUAAUAAUAUAUAUGAUAAUUAUUAUAAAUUAUAUAAAAUUAUUGCAAAUGUUAAUAAUGGAAAUAACUUAAUAGCAAUUACUUUUAAUACAAGAGCAUUUUUUUUAUCAAAGAAAACAGUACCAUUAUAUAAUUAUACUAAUAAUAAUAUUAUAUACAAAUGUGUUUACUCUGAAAUAGUCGAUAAAAAUAACAAUAAAAUUGAUUAUAAAAUUUUUAAUAGUGAAGAAUAUAUUGAAAUCAAUAAGGAUGUGGAAAUUUUUCAUUUUGAAGUAACGUGCUAUUCUACUAUAUCGUUAAUUUGCAAUUGUUUUUUAAUUCUAACUAACAUAAAAAAUGAAGAAGAUCAAAUAAAAAUUAAAAUAGAAGCAAAUAUAUCGAAACCUUAUCCCAAAGAAACACUUAGUGCAAAGAUAUUAAGUAGGAUGAAAAAAAAUAUUCAAAUUGAAAUAUAUAAUGAAUUAGAUUUUCAUUGUGAAUUUAAAAUUUAUUCUGAUUUAUCUAUUCUGUUUGGUGAUAAAACAAUUGAAAUGCUACCAAAGCAAAAGAAAGUCUAUAAUUUUUUUAUUGAAAGUGUACAUAUAGGAGAAUUUGUUGGAUGUCUUAUUUUUAAAUUCUAUAAAUUUAUUGAUAAAGACAAGCAAAAUAGUAUUUAUUUUGAUUAUUUUUUUUGGUAUAAAAUUGUAAUAAGUGUUGAAUUAAAUGAACCCUUAAAAAUUAUAUUUCUCGAAACAUUUGUAGGUAACGAAAUAAACAAAGAAAUUGUAUUAAAAAAUAAUAGAAAUGAGAAAGAGGAAUAUUUUCUAUUAACUUAUAUGAAUGAAUAUAUAGAAAAAAGACAAAUAGAAAUAGAAAAGAAUGAAAUAUAUGUUUAUAAUAUUAAUUACAAACCUAAAAUACCAAAUUAUUUCGAAAAUAUAAAUCCAUCAAGGAAUUCAAAUUUAUUUUCAACUGAUCAUAUCAAUAUAUCUUCACAUGAUAGUACAAGUGACUCCUCUAAAGAUUCUUCAGUUGUUUCAUUUAAUGAACAACGAAAUGAAAAUAACUUACUUAAUAGUACGAAUUAUAUUCUGAAAAAAAAAAAAAAAAGUAAAAUAAGUCAAAAUAUUGAUAUGGAUAUUGCAAAAGAACUUUAUAAUUUCUAUUAUACAUCUAAUGAAGAAGACACAUUGAACAAUAAAAGUAAUGAUAUAAAAGAAGAAAUAAAUCUAUUUGAAAAUUUACAAACAAAUCAUAAAAAAAAAAUAGAUGUAAUAAAAAAUAUAAAGACUAAGAAUGAUACACAUGACGAUGAUAUAAAUAAAAAUUAUGUUUUAAAACAAAAAUCAAAAAAUUAUUUUCAACAAAAUGAGAAAAGAAUAUUCGAAGAAUUGAUUAAUUAUUGUAAAAAAUAUAUAAAUAUAAAUAUUAAUUAUAACAAUCAAAAUAUUGGUUUCUUUUUUAUUUAUAAUAAAAAUGAAGGAAUAAAUUAUUACAUUUUAAUAUUAUUAGCAAAAUUGAGAAAUGAAUUAGCAAUAUGCAAUUUCUCCGCUUGUUUUUCUAAAUCAUGUUUAAUAAAUAUUGAUUUUGAUUUUAAUUCUGAAAACAAAAGAUUUGUCAGUCAGUUAAAUAAAAAUAAUUCUACUUAUUCAGAUAAUUUUUUUUAUAAAAUUGUAGAAACUGUAAAUAAGGAAGAUAUGGAAAAGAAUUCAUGUAAAAGUGAUUUUAUUUAUGAUCAUGAUACUAAUAAUGAUAUUAUUAGAAAAUUAAAUAAUUAUGAAGAUAACAUUGAUAAUAACUAUCCAUCAAAUAUAGAUAACGAAACAAAUACUAGUUUGGAAGUUAGAUGUAUUUAUUUAAGUAAUAAAAUUAAUUAUAGUAUUAUAGAUAAUAAAAAGAAAAAUAGGGUAAUCAUUAAAUAUAAUCCAUCAUUAAAAACAUCACAAGAAUGCUAUUUUAUAAUAAGAAAUAAUUUAUUUGGUGAUUUUAUAUAUUUAAUGAAAGGAUUUUAUGUGGUAAAGAGAAAAAUAAAAGAAAAGAUAGUUAUGAAUAAUUCUUGUUGCUUGUAUCAUUUUAAUAUAAACUUAUUUAAUCCAUUUAACUGUAACAUAUUUAUAGAAUGCAAAUUAAAAAAAAAAAAGAAAAAUGAUCGUAAAAAUAUUUUAGACAAGGAUACUUAUAACAAGAAUAACUUCUUUAAUAGUAGAUAUAUAGAUGAAGAAAAAAAAAAAAAUAAAUAUGAUCUUGCUGUAAAAAAAGAAAAAGUUUUAUUAAAUAACGAAAAUAAUUAUUUUAAAAUUUUAAGUAACGAAAACUUUAAGAUAAGAAAUAGAAAAAAUUUUUCAUUACUAAUAAAAUUUUUCUGCAAGGAUAUUCGAUCAAACAAAACUUUAAUAAUAAUAUUGCAACCGAUACAUAAAAAUAGAAAUAGUAAGAAACCAUUUUCUAUUAUUUAUGAAUAUAUUUUAUUUCUUAACAAUUUAUCAAAACACAAUACUAUUAAAGAAAUAUGUUUAUUAAAUGAUGAGAAUUUUAAUAGCUCGAACCAAAAUGAAAAACAAAAAAUGAAACAGGAUUAUUUUUCAAAUAAUGCAUUGUCAUAUGAAUCAAUUAGAUAUAUAGAAACACUCAAUUGCAAUAAAGACAAAUGUAAUAAAAUGAAUGAAAUAUAUAAGAACGAAGAAGAUUUCAUAGGAUACAACUUAAAAGAAACAGAUACACAUAUAAAUGUAGUAAAUGAAGAAUCAAAAAAGAAUGAAUGUAGUAUCAGUGAAUCUAGUUUUAAUAAUUCUAGCAUUAAUGAAUCUUUAAUUAGUAAAAAUAGUAUCAAUGCAUUUAAUAUUGAUGAAUCUAAUAAUUGUGAAUCAUUUGAAAAUAAAUUAAAAAAACAGUAUACAUAUGAGAGUGAAUUAAGUGAAGAAGAAUCAAUUUGUGACGAUGAAUUAUUCAAUGAAAAAUUAAUUUAUUAUAAAGAAAACGACAAUACUAUUGAAGAAACCUAUAAUUUUUUAAAAAAUGACAAAAUAAUGUAUCACAAUGAAAAAAAUUUUAUUGAAAGUUUGUGUAAAAAAAAAACAUAUGUAAAAAUAUAUAUAAAUAAAAGAAAAGUAAACGAAAGAGAAGAAUAUAAAAUUUUAUUAAAUGAAUUAGAAAAUUCAAAAAGUAAAAAAAAAAUUUUACAUAGAAAUAUUGAAAAAAAUAAAUGCAUUUAUAAAAUUUUUUUAAUAAAUUUAAAAAACUUAAAUAAUAAUUUAGAAAGAAAUACUAAUAUUAAAAUCAAUAAUAUAUUUUUUGAUAUAGAUGAAGAAUUACUAAAUGAUUAUUUAUAUAUUGAUAUAAUAGAAGAUACAGAAUAUGUUUUAGUAAUAAGUUUAGAAUUGAUAGCUUAUUUACCUUUCCAUUGUAAUUUUUUUAUAAUGAUUAAAAAAAUAAAACCGGAAAAUGAAGAAAAAGAAAAUAUAGAAAUAUCUAUAAAUGAAAAAAAGGAAUUUACAACUAUAGAAAAAAAUUAUAUACUUGUAGAAAUUUUUAAUUAUAUUAAUUUAUCUAGAAAAUAUCUAAAUGUUUUUAUUGAUAAUAACUUAUGCUCAGAAACAAAGUUAAAUAUUUUUUACAAGCAUACCAAUGAUUCAUAUUUUGAUACAUAUAUUAUUAAUUAUAAUCAAGCUUCCAGUAAUUUAUUAAGAGAUGAAAUAAUAAAUUAUGAGAUAAAACCCAAAUCAGGAAUAUUAAAACAUAACAAUUAUAAUAAAUUUUUAAUUAUUAGAAAUAAUAAAAACAACAUAAUAAGUUUUAAUAAUUCCUUUUUACUUUUAAUUAAAACAAAGAAAAAAAUUUACUCUUACAUAAUAUUUACUCAUUAUUCUCCUAUUAAUAAUAUUUGUACAACGUAUGAGCAAAGUAAGAUAAAAGAGAUAAUGAAUAAAAACAAGAAAACAUUUAGUGAGGUUUUUAACACAUUUAAGCAGGAUAAAAAAGAAAGCAUAAUAUUUAAUGAAAGGGAUCAAAUUAUUAUUGAAGAUAUUUCCAUGUCAACAAAGGAAAUAAAAAAUUUUUAA